AUGUUCAGUAAAAAGGAAGAAGAGCUACGCAAGAAACGACCUUGGCGACCAUGGAAACCGAAAGUUGCUCCGCGUGUCACUCUCAUCGACUUGCCGAUGGAGCUCCUGAUAAUCAUUUACAAAUAUUUGAAUACGGCAGACAUCGAUGCACUUUCUCUCUCGUGCAAGCGGCUUCUUGAGGCAUCCAAGUAUUACGAGUUUAUGGAACGAAAAGUGCUGAAUUUGCAUAAAGUUGAUUUUGAGGAGCAUGGACAGCCAAUUGCGAUGCUGACGAACAGUUUUCGAUAUUUUGCGCAUGUUUCCUUGUAUUUGGUCCGUUUUGCUGAUAAUAAUUUAUUUUGGCGGAUUUUUGGAAAAUUCAUCAAGACCCUGUCGUUUCGGAUGUGCGUCAUUAAAAAAGUAAAAUUUCUCCAAAUUUUGUGUUUGCUGCCGAAUUUGGAGUCCUUGACAAUUUACAACUUUGAUGAAUUGCUCUCGACGUGGGAUUUGGAGAAAAAGGAGAAAAUUAAGCCAUAUUUACCGAAAGUUAAGACACUAAAAUUACAAAAAAUUAAUUUUUUCUCACCUCAGACGUUCGAUUUUCUCACCGACAUGAUGCCAUAUAUCGAACACAUCGAAAUCAGCGAUUGUUUCGUCAAUUGUCCAAGUCGGGAUCGUGUCAGGAUCAUCGAUCACAUUUUUUAUUUCAUCGCAAUGCAACCUCUCGUGCAUACCUUGAGCAUUUCCGGCACCCAUGUGGAUGACAUUGCCUUGGGGAAGCUCGGGAGCAUCGUUGGUCUCAAGCUCGACACCUUUUCGAUGACUUUUAUGGGCAAAAUUUCGGAUGACGGCAUCUUGACACUCAUCAAUGCCUUGGAAAACUUGACGAAUCUCGAUCUUUCGGGCAGUUUGGGACUCGUGGAUGACGCCAUGUCGAUCAUUUGUCGCCGAAUCCCCAAUUUGAAGGUUUUUAAGAUGCGAAAAUGUGUGAUGGUGACUUGCGAGGGGAUGAAAGAACUCAUUCGCUUGAGGAAAUUGGAGCUUUUGGACAUUAGCGAGUGUGAAAGAGUCAAAGACGAGGGUUUUGUCGAAGGUGUUUGUCCCCCAAAAUGGAAAGAUUGGAAGGAAAACUUGAAAGAACUGCAUAUGGCGUCCCUUUCGACACUCAGCGAGUAUCCCGUGAUCAAAGUAGCGGAACAUUUCUUCAACUUGACUGUUCUGGACUUGAACGCAUCCUCGAAUUGCGUGUCAGAUUUCACGAUGCAACUCAUAAAUCGGUAUCUCGUGAAGCUGCAUGUGCUGAAUCUCGAUGGUUGUGGUCGAAUAACUGAUGCGGGUGUUACCGGGUUUGGAUUUGUCAACGAAUAUGGCGAUCGGUACUCGCAUAGUCGAUCGAAGUUUUUGCGAACAUCGAAAAAGGCGAAUUACUCCAUUCAACGACUCAAUCAACUACGGACACUAAAGUUGGCUGGUUGUUAUCACAUAAGCGACAAAUCGAUUUCGGAAUUCAGAUUUAACGAAUUGAGGGAGUUGGUGAUUGGAAGAUGUCCUCAAAUUACGAUCAAUGGGAUUCGGAUGCUGAUCGAUCAAUGUCCCGGAUUGGAGACGCUGGAUUUGGAAUCAGGGAAGAAUAUUACGGAUAAAUGUGUGGAAUUGAUCUCGUUGAAGCUGAAAAGGUUAAAAACGUUAAAGUUGAUUUGUUGUACGCAGUUGACCAAUGAUAGUAUGCAUUGUAUUGCCUUGAAUUGCAAAGUUUUGAAGAAUUUGUAUAUUCGUGGAUGCAUGAACAUAAAAAAUGCGGAAAGCAUAUUAUACGGUCUAUCAUCACUCAAGAACAUUUACUCCAACUAAGCUGCAAAACUCACCUUGACC
Molecule: messenger RNA, 1851 nt
Organism: Culicoides brevitarsis
Lineage: Eukaryota; Metazoa; Arthropoda; Insecta; Diptera; Ceratopogonidae
Exons: 3
Coding region: 1-1830 (609 amino acids)
Cellular component (GO): cytoplasm
Molecular function (GO): protein binding
Source: RefSeq, a predicted model, not a curated record